AUGGAUGCCAAUCGCGCCGAUAAAUUCGCUCGCAGACGUAUCCCAAAAUGGCUCGAUGCCUUCCCUCUCCCUCCCUCUGACGCUCCACGAGAACCCCGUCGACCCCAAGACAACAUCCUGAACGACCCCGCAUCCGAUCUCCUCAUCGACUUCAAUUCUCAAGAAGGCUUCUACCAAACGGCCAAGAAGAAGAAGGGCAAGGCAGCACAACCCCCUCCACCGCCGCCCCCGCCUUCCGCGCCACCGGCCGACAACGGUCAGCAAGAUGACAAUGGUAGAGGUGAUGGCGGAGCCAACGGCGGCGAUGCUGCAGGUGGUGCCGGCGGUGGCGGUGGCAAUGGGAACAACGGGCUGCCUGCCAUCUCGACGAACGAUUUCGGUACCGAUUCAUUCCAGGAUAUCAAAUUGGGGGAUGACAAACUGGACCUAGGCUUGAAACCUCCAGAAGGGAAGGGGUUUGAUCAAUGGGGAACGAAAUGGAACUCAGGGGGAACGGGUUGGGACUUUUCUGGAGGAGGAGGAGGAAAUGAUAUCGCGGGCGAUGGCAAGGACGACGAAAACCCCUGGGGUAAAUCGAAAGGCCUGGAAGGACCCCCCGAGGGUGGUGAGCAAGAAAAGGAGGACCCUUGGGGAUUUGGCGUCAAGAAGGAGAAGAAAAAGAGUCCCCUUUGGGGUGCGGAACCUGAAGAAGAGGUCAAGUCUGGUGAUGGCUGGGGCUGGGGCGGCUCCAAGAAAAAGGGCAAGGGCUUGGAAGAGGUUCAUAUGGCCUCUGAAGCUGCUGGCGCCGAGAAGAAGGACAUCUGGGAUACGUGGGGAAUAUCCAAAAAGGACCGGACAAAAAAGAAGGGCAUACUCGAAGACGCUGGAUCGUCACACGCCGAACCACCACCAGACCUUCAAGAUGAUUUAUGGGGUGGUGGUUGGUCAAGUAAGAAGCCCGGUGGAGUGCCGGCGCCAGCGCCAGACCCCCCUUCGUUCGAGGACAAGAAUGAAGGAGAUGACUUUUGGGCAACGUUCGGCUCAGGGAAAUCGAAACCCGUGGAGGAGAAAUCGGCUGUGGAUGGUUGGUCAAGCUGGGGUUUGACAAAGAAGGCUGAGCCGGUCAAGACAGCGGACGAUGGCUGGGACUUAUGGGGGGCAGGUAAGAAGAUAAAGAAGAAGGCCGGUGAUCUAAUCCAGCUCGGUGACGAUAUUCCACCCCCGGUUCCGGACCCGGUCGAGGCCGUGGAGAGUGAAGGCGGCUUCCUCGAAUCCUGGGGUUUUGGCAGGAAAAAGAAGGCCCCAACUGUCGAUCCCUUUGCUUUUAGGACACCCGCCACCGAGGACCAUGAUGAUGGUUUCUGGGGGUCACUCGUAAAGAAGCCUAACCCACAUGAUUAUCUAGAUGAACCUAACGGUGAGAUUGUCCAAUAUGACGAUGUGGAGAGAGGCAAGGGAAGCAAGGUUAUCAACCAGGAACAUGGCGACUGGGAUUGGAGAUCAUCCAAAACGAAGAAGUCUGAACAUCGGAUGGGCGCCUUGACUGACCUACCUCCUCCCGCGCCAACACCCCCCUCUAUGAACUUUACUGAACACGAGGACCAAGCAGGAGAACCCGAAGUACCACAGCAAAACCCCGAAGAGGUUGAGGCGGCUCUCGAGGAGGAGGAGAUUGCUGCUCUCCUGGAGAAGAAGGCGAAGAGGGGAGGGCGACUUCUCAAGGUCGACCGAGAACGAUUGGUCGUCCUGGAAGCGAACGCUGCCAACAGAGCCGUAGCUAAAGCAACACGCGAAGCGGAAGAACAAGCUGCGAGGGAAGCAGAAGAAGCCGCUGCAGCAGAAGCAGCCGCUGCAGCAGAGGCAGCAGCGGCGGAGGAAGCAGCAGCGGCAGCAGCAGCAGCCGAGGCCGAGGCUGUCGCUCUCCGAGAAGCAGAGGCGGCAGAAGCAGCUCGUGACGAACAAGAAAUUGCAACCCUACUUUCGAAAAAGAAGAAGCGAGGCAAGCUGCUCAGGAAGGAACAGGAACGACUUACGCUACUCGAAGGGAAUGUCGCCAAGAGGGCUGAAGCUCAAUCAGCCCGUGAGGCUGAGGAACAAGCAGCUCAGGAGGCUGAGGCUGCGGCCGCAGCAGCAGCAGAGGAAGCAGCCGCCCAAGAAGCAGCGGAGGCCGAAGCGGCUGCUCAAGCAGCUGCAGAAGCAGAGGCAGCGGCUGCUGCCGCCGCCGAGAUCGCCAAGGAAGAGGAGGAAAUGGAAAUGCUCAUGGUUAAGAAGGACAAGCGAGGAGGAAAGCUCCUUAAAAGGGAACAAGAACGGCUUAAUGCCCUUUUUGAAAACGCCGCGAAGCGAGCAAACGAGCAAGCUGCCGCUAAAGCUGAGGAGCAGGCCGCGGCAGAGGCCGAAGAAGCUGCUGUCGCCGAAGCUGCCGCCGCUGAAGAGGCCGCCGCGGCAGAGGCAGCAGCGGUAGCAGAGGCACAAGCAGAGGCAGAAGCAGCCGCUCAAGCAGCGGCAGAGGCUGAAGCCGCAGCGCAAGAAGCAGCACAGGCAGAAGCUGCAGCACAAGCAGCAGCAGAGGCCGAGGCGGAAGAAGCUGCCAAGGAAGAGGAGGAACUGGACGCUCUCAAAGCUAAGAAGGCGAAGAAGGGAAAGCUGAGCAAGAGCGACACUGUCCGCUUCACCACCUUGGUUGGCAAUUCCGUCAAACGUGCUCAAGCCAAAGCUGCCAAAGAAGCUGAGGAGGCUGCCGCGCAAGAAGCAGAAGCCCAGGCAGCCAAGGAAGCUGAAGAGGCCGCAGCUCGUGAGGCUGAGGAGCAAGCCGCCCGGGAAGCUGAAGAGGCUGCUGCUAAGGAAGCCGAGGCUGCCGCCAUCGCAGCAGAGGAGCAGGAACUUGCCGAUUUGACCGCGAAGAAAGUCAAGCGCAAUGGCAAGCUGACAAAGAAAGACACCGAGCGUUUCAAUUACCUCACACAGCGGGCUCUCGAACGCGCUGAACAAGCAGCAAAGGAGGCAGAAGAGGCUGCCGUAGAGGAAGCUGCUGCGGCGGAGGCGGCUGCCGAGGAACCCCCCCAGGAACUAGUCGAAGAAGCCCCUGAGGAAGCUCCCGAGGAAGCUUUCGAGGAAGCCCCUGAGGAAGUAUCCGAAGAAGCUCCCGAGGCCGAAGAUGCGGUUGCACAGGAAGCUGCAGAUGCUGAAGCCGCAGCAGCAAGGGAGGCAGAGGCGGCAGCAAUCGCAGAAGAAGAGGCAGAGCUUGCAGCCCUUGCUGCAAAGAAGGCUAAGAAGGGCAAACUCACCAAGAAGGAUACUGAGAGGUUCAAUAUUCUCGCAGAGAAUGCUGCACAACGACAAGCUGCUAAGGAAGCUGAGGAGGCUGCCGCCGCCGCCGCUGCUGAAGAGCAAGCAGCAAAGGAGGCAGAAGAAGCAGCUGCCGCUGCAGCCGAAGCCGAAGCUGCCGCUGCGAAAGAGGCCGAGGCGGCUGCUAUUGCAGAGGAGGAGGCAGAGCUCGCAGCGCUUGCUGCUAAGAAGGCAAAGAAGGGCAAACUCACCAAGAAGGAUACAGAGAGGUUUAACGUUCUCACAGAGAACGCAGCACAACGACAAGCUGCCAGAGAAGCCGAGGAGGCUGCCGCUGCCGCCGCCGCCGCCGCUGCCGAGGAGCAAGCAGCACAGGAGGCAGAAGAGGCAGCUGCAGCGGAGGCAGCAGAGGCUGAAGCAGUGGCUGCCCGUGAAGCUGAGGCGGCUGUUAUUGCUGAAGAAGAAGCUGAAUUGGCUGCAUUGGCUGCCAAGAAGGCCAAGAAAGGCAAACUGGGCAAGAAGGAUACCGAACGAUUUACUGUCUUGACUGAGAAUGCGGAAAAACGAGCCCAGGAGGCUGCCGAAGCACAAGCUGCUCAGGAAGCCGAAGAAGCUGCAGCAGCUGAGCCCGAAGUUGAAGAACCACCCCCCGAAGAGGCACCCGAGGAACCUCCCGCCGAAGAGCCGCCUGCCGAGGAACCCCCAGUCGAGGAGCCCGACGACACUGCUGCUGCUGAAGCUGCUGAAGCCGCUGCCCAGGAAGCAGCCGAAGCAGCCGAAGCAGCGGAGGCUGCAGAGGAGGAAGCUGAGUUGACUGCCUUGAUAGCUAAGAAAGAUAGGAGAGGCAAACUCGGCAAGAAGGAUACAGACCGGUUCAACGCUCUCACUGAAAACGCGGCCAAACGGGCGGAAAAGGCGGCAGAGGAAGAAGCCGCUGCACAAGCCGUUGCAGAGGCCGAAGAGCAAGCGGCCCGAGAAGCUGAGGAGCAAGCAGCUAAGGAGGCCGAAGAAGCUGCUGCCGCUGAAGCUGCCGCUGCAGAAGAAGCCGCUGCUCAAGAAGCCGCUGAAGCUGAAGCUGCUGCAAUUGCUGCAGAAGAAGCAGAGCUUGCUGCCCUGACAGCUAAGAAGGAAAGGAAGGGCAAGCUUACAAAGAAGGAUACUGAAAGAUUCAAUAUCCUUACUGAAAAUGCUGCUCAACGGGCAGAGAAGGCUGCAGAAGAGGCUGCAGCGCUCGCCGAAGCUGAAGAGGCUGCCGCGGCCGAGGCUGCUGCUGCAGAAGCUGCCGCUGCAGAAGAGGCCGCCGCCGCAGAGGCUGCAGAAGCUGAAGCAGCAGAAAUUGCGCAAGAAGAAGCCGAGCUGGCUGCUCUAGCCGCAAAGAAAGCUAAGAAGGGGAAGCUAGGGAAAAAGGAUACCGAACGAUUUAAUCUUCUUACCGAGAACGCGAAUCAAAGGGCUGAAAGGGCAGCUGAAGAUCAAGCUGCCAGGGAAGCCGAAGAAGCUGUAGCUGCCGCCGAGGCCGAUGAGGCGGAAGAAGCUGCGGAGCCACCCCCAGAAGAGCCCCCAGAGCCAGAGCCAGAGCCAGAGGAAGAGCCAGAGGAAGAGGAGGUUGUAGAGCUGGAACCAGACGAAGCCCCUGCCCCAGAAGAUGCUGAGGCAGAAGAUGCUGCUGCUGCUGCUGAGGAGGCUGCAGCUCUCGAAGCUGCGGAAGCCGAAGCCGCUGCUGCGAUUGCGGCAGAAGAGCAAGAGCUAGCAGACCUGGAGGCAAAGAAGGCUAGGAAAGGCAAGCUGGGCAAAAAGGAUACCGAUCGUUUCAAGACCCUUACUGAAAACGCUGCCAAACGAGCUGAAGAGGCGGCCGAGAAGCAAGCGGCCGAAGAAGCUGCAGAAGCAGAGGCUGCCGAAGAAGCUGCAGCUGCCGAAGCCGCCGCCGCUGAAGCUGCCGAGGCAGAGGCUGCUGCCGCCGCCGAAGCUGCUGCAAAAGAGGCUGCCGAGGCCGAAGAAGCUGCAGUGAUUGCACAGGAAGAAGAGGAGUUGGCUUCACUGGAAGCCAAAAAGGAGAGGAAAGGCAAACUUGGGAAAAAGGACACAGCACGCUUUACACUGCUCACAGAGAACAAGGCUGCUAGGGAGGCCAAGGCCGCUGAAGAGCAAGCUGCCAAAGAAGCUGAAGAAGCUGCCGCUGCGGAGGCCGAAGCCGCAGCUGCUGCAGCAGCUGAAGAGGAAGCAGCCAGGGAAGCCGAAGCGCAAGCAGCCAGAGAGGCUGAAGAAGUUGCAAUCGCCGCUGAGGAAGAAGAAUUAGCUGCCCUUUCAGCUAAGAAGGCUAGGAAGGGUAAGCUAGGGCGAAAGGAUACUGAACGCUUCGCUGUUCUAACCGAGAAUGCUGCAAAACGAGCGGAGGAACAAGCAGCUCGUGAAGCUGAAGCCGCUGCCGAGGACCCAGCGGCCGAGGAAGCUGCUCCGGAGGAAGAAGACGCUCCAGCUGAGGAGGCUGCGGAGGCUGAGGAGGCUGAAGAACCAGCUCCAGAGACGGAAGAGCCAGUAGAGGACACCCCUGAAGAGCCGACAGAAGAACCCCCUGAAGAACCAAUCCCAGAGAUCGACGAAACCGAAGAGGCGGCAAAACAAGCUGAGGAGCAAGCUGCUAAAGAAGCCGCUGAGGCCGAGGCUGCUGCUAUUGCUGCCGAAGAGGAAGCAGAGCUUGCGGCGCUCGAGGCGAAGAAGGCUCGAAAAGGGAAAUUAGGGAGGAAGGAUACUGAACGCUUUGUUCUCCUCACCGACAACAUCGCCAAGCGUGCCGAAGAGCAAGCAGCUAAGGAGGCCGAAGAAACCGCUGCCGCUGAAGCUGCCGCUGCCGAAGCUGCCGCCGCUGAGGCUGAAGCUGCUGCCAUUGCUGCUGCUGAAGAAGACGAACUUGCGAAACUGGAGGCAAAGAAAGCUCGGAAGGGAAAACUAGGGAAGAAAGAUACUGAAAGGCAUGCUCUUCUCACUGAGAAUAUCGCCAAGCGUGCCGAAGAGCAAGCUGCCAGAGAAGCAGAGGAAGUUGCUGCCGCUGAAGCUGCUGAAGAGGAAGCCACUGCCGAAGACGAGCCUGUUGAAGAAGAGGCCGAUGAAGAAGAGGCUGCUGAGGGAGAGGCUCCUACAGAAGAAGCUGCCGAUGAGGUUGCUGAUGAAGCUACUGCUGAGGAAGAAGCUGCUGCCGCCGAAGAAGCUGCCGCCGAGGAAGCCGCCGCCGCCGAAGCUGCUGCCGAGGAAGCUGCUGCAAGACAAGCUGCCGAAGCUGAAGCCGCUGCUAUUGCUGCUGCUGAAGAAGAUGAACUUGCGAAACUAGAGGCAAAGAAAGCUCGGAAAGGCAAAUUAGGGAGGAAAGAUACCGAGAGGUAUAACAUCCUUACCGAGAAUAUCACGAAGCGUGCCGAAGAGCAAGCUGCGAAGGAGGCUGAAGAGGCAGCAGCGAGAGAAGCUGAAGAGCAAGCAGCGAGAGAAGCCGAAGAGGCUGCGGCUGCGGCUGCCGAAGCUGCUGCAAUUGCUGCCGCGGAAGACGAAGAACUCGCAAAUCUGUCAGCAAAAUGGGAAAGGCGAGGCAAGCUUGGUAGAAAAGACACAGAACGCUUCAAGCACUUGACCGAGAAUGCAGCAAAGCGUGCUGAAGAGCAGGCUGCCAGGGAGGCCGAGGAAGCUGCCGCUGCCGGUGACGCUGAGGAGCCAGCCCCUGAUGACGCUGAAGAAGCCCCCGAAGCUGAGCCUGAGCCUGAAGAGAUACCGGACGAGGAGGCUGAAGUCGAGCCUACAGAUGCCCCAGCUGAAGAGGUAGAGGACCCGGCCGCAGAGGAGGCCGCAGCCGCAGCUGCAGAGGAGGCUGCCGCAAGAGAGGCUGCUGAAGCUGAAGCGAAUGCCCUCAUCGCGGAAGAGGAAGCAGAGCUUGCUACAUUAGUAAAGAAAAAGGCCAAGAAGGGAAAGUUGGGCCGCAAGGAUACCGAACGCUUUAACCUCUUAACCGAUAAUGCAGAAAAGCGAGCUGAAGCUCAAGCAGCGAAGGAGGCAGAAGAAGCUGCUGCUGCCGCUGAAGCUGAAGCUGCCGCAGCGGAAGAAGCAGCUCCAGCAGCAGAAGAAGAAGACGAUGACGAUGAGUUUGUGGAUGCUGAAGAAGGGGAAGACGAAGAUGCUGGGGAAGAUGCUGAUCCUGAGGAAGUGGCCGAGGAAGAGGCAGUCGAGGAAGAGGUGGAACCAGAAGCCGACGACGAUGCUGCUGAGCCCGAGCCCGAGCCCGAGCCCGAAGAAGAAGAUGUCGAAGCUGCUGCUGCCGCUGCGGAGGCUGAAGCAAAGGCUGCCGCAAUCGCUGAAGAAGAAGCUGAGCUCGCAGCUUUAACUAAGAAGAAGGUGAAAAAGGGCAAGCUAGGUCGCAAGGAUACAGAAAGGUUCAACCUCUUGACUGAAAACGCCGCUGUCCGCGCCGAAGAGCAAGCUGCAAAGGAGGCCGAGGAAGCUGCAGCUAAGGAAGCUGAAGAAGCUGCAGCCGCCGCUGCCGAAGCUGAAGAAGCCGCUGCGAAAGAGGCUGAGGAAGCGGAAGCCGCUGCUGCUGAAGCAGCCGAAGCAGAAGCAGAAGCAGCCGCCGAGGCUGAAGCCAAAGCUGUUGUGAUCGCUGAAGAGGAAGCCGAGCUCGCAGCUUUAACUAAGAAGAAGGCGAAAAAGGGCAAGCUGGGCCGUAAGGAUACUGAAAGAUUCGCCAUCCUGACCGAAAACGCCGCUGUCCGCGCUGAAGAACAAGCCGCAAAGGAGGCUGAGGAAGCUGCUGCUGCUGCUGCUGAGGCUGAAGCUGAAGCUGAGGAGGACGCUGAGGAAGCUGCCGAAGAGGUGGCCGAAGACGCCGCCGAGGAAGUCCCUGAGGAAGUUGAAGAGGAGGAAGCCGAGGAGGACGUCGAGGCAGCUGAAGCAGAUGCAAAGGAAGCUGAGGAACAAGCUGCCAGGGAGGCUGCAGAAGCAGAAGCUGCGGCCAUCGCUGAAGAGGAAGAGGCCGAGCUCGCAAAGCUGACAAGGAAAAAGGAAAAGAAGGGCAGACUAGGCCGUAAGGACACUGAACGGUUUGACCUCCUGACUGAAAAUAUCGCCAAGCGCGCAGAGGAACAAGCUGCAAAGGAAGCCGAAGCUGCUGCUGCCGCCGCCGAAGCUGAAGCUGAAGAAGCUAUCGAGGAGCCAGAGGAGGCGGCUGAAGAAGCUGAAGAAGAAGGCGAGGAUGUCGAAGAGGCUGAGGAGGAGGUUGAGGAAGCGACCGAGGAAGCAGCCGAGGAGGCCGGGGAAGAUGAAGCUGAAGCUGAAGCGGCUGCGGCUGCAGCUGCUGAGGCUGAAGAAGCGGCUGCAAGAGCUGAGGCAGAAGCUGCGGCGAUUGCUGAAGAAGAGGCCGAACUCGCAAAAUUGAUAAGGAAAAAGGAGAAGAAGGGUAGGCUCGGCCGUAAGGAUACUGAACGAUUUGACCUCCUUACUGCGAAUGCAGCCAAGCGUGCAGAGGAAGCUGCUGCUGCCGCUGCUGCUGCUGAAGCCGAAGCUGAAGAAGCCGAGGAUGAGGGAGAGGCGGAUGAGGAACCGGCCGAAGAGGCGGCUGAAGAGGAUGAAGAGGCAGCUGGGGAGGCUGGAGAGGUUGCAGAAGAGGCAGCCGAAGCCGAAGCCGACGCAGAGGCAGAGGCAGCAGCAGCUGCGGAAGCCGCUGCUAAAGCGGAAGCAGAAGCUACGGCAAUCGCUGAAGAAGAGGCGGAGCUUGCAAAAUUAACAAGGAAAAGGGAGAAAAAGGGUAGACUUGGCCGCAAGGACACCGAAAGAUUUGACCUCCUUACUGCGAAUGCAGCCAAACGUGCGGAGGAAGCUGCUGCUGCUGCCGAAGCCGAGGCGGCUGCUACCGCUGAAGCUGAGGAGGCCGCAGCAAGGGAGGCUGCUGAAGCUGAGGAGGCUGCCGCCGCCGAGGCCGCUGCAGCAGAAGAAGCCGCUGCGAGGGAAGCCGCUGAGGCCGAAGCCGCUGCAGUUGCUGAAGCCGAAGCAGCAGAGCUCGAGGCUCUGAAUGCAAAGAAGGCCAGAAGGGGUAGACUGGGUAGGAAGGAUACAGAAAGGUUCAGGGUCUUGGAAGAGAGAGCAGCUGAAAGAGCCGAAGAACUAGCUGCAAAGGAGGCUGCGGCUGCGGCUGCUGCUGCAGAAGCUGCUGCUCAGGCCGCUGACGCUGAGUCUGAGGAAGAAGACGAAGAAGAGGAGGAAGAGGAGGAAGAAGAGGAGGAGGAAGAGGCAGAAGCUGAACCAGUGGCUGAACCAGAAGCUGAGGCUGAAGCUGGAGAAGCUACCGAAGACGAAUCGGAAGCAGAAUCGAAGGCAGAAGCUGGCGAAGCCGCUGGGGAUGAAUCGGAAGAUGAAUCAGAGGCGGAGGCAGAGGAGGAAGCAGAGGGAGUUGUAGAAGCAGCUGCAGAAGCAGCACCAGCAGAGGCGGAAGAACCGGCGACGAAAGAGGUAGCGGAAGCAGAAGAGGAUGAGGAUGAGGAUGAAGACGACGGAGAUGAAGAUGAGGAUGAAGAUGAGGACUCGGACGAAGACUCGGACGCCGAAGAGAAGGAGGCCGACGAGGAAGCCGCUGAGGCUGCCAAGGGAGAGGCUGGCGAAGAACCCGCGGAAGAAGAAGCUGUCGUGGAAGCUGUGGAAGAAGCCCCUGCUGCGGAGGAAGUCGCUGAAGAAGAGCCCGUCGAAGAGGUCGCUGAGGAGGCUGCUAGAGAAGUCGAAGAAGCAGCCGAGGAAGUGCUAAAGGAACCUGAACCCGAACCUGAGGCGGCGGCUCCCGAGGUCAUUGAAGUGGUCGACAUGACGCCCAAGAAGCCCAGGAGGAGUCGGAAGAAGACGCGAGGCGAGGGACCGCCGCCUCCACCUGUCCCCGAUCCGCCGAUUACACCUCCCCCCGAGAUCAAACAUCCCCGAAGGGAACGACCCAAGCUCCACCGUGAAGGCACAUCGUGGGGGAAGCGAACCUCGAUGCCAAGAGAAGAAAAGGAGAGAUCGUCCAAGUCUAGGUCGAGCAAGCCCAGACGUGAAGAGAAGUCAUCCUCGAAGGGGUCAUCCUCCGACAAAGUUGAGAAGACUCCAUCACGGUCCCGAACGACAGGUCUCUUUAGUACGCCGCCAAUUACUCGCUCAUCGACCAUGUACGAGAAGAGGCCCAGCGUUAUGAGCAAACGCCGUCACUCUACGGGGGCCCGUGGCCUUGCAUCGCCACCUCCCGACGAGGCAAGCAAGGUCGCGGACGAAUCCACCAGACGUCGCAGGUCACAGAAGACACGAUCGCGAGAGGAUGAUGAUGUCGUCAUGGUCGACGCUGAGGCAGACAGGCGUGAGCGUCGCCGACGAUCCAAGCGUGCCCGUGAAGAAGACGUGGUCAUGGUCGAGUCGGGUGGUCCUUCAGACACACCUCUUCAGCGAGGUGCUUCGAGCGCGAAGAAGCCCUCAGGCUUUUCCAGCCUGUUCACUGGCCUAAUGACACCCAAAACCGAGCGUCCUGACCCCCUCCGUCGCCGUAGUACCUACGCAACAACUGACGAUGAGGCCUUGCGCAGCGCCAAGAUGGAUGGAGAUGCUGUUGUGAUCGACGCUGACCGCGAAGCUAGGCGGGCGGCUCGGAGGGCUAGACGGGCUGACCGCGAAGCUGCAGGUGACCCUGAGCGUGGGGACGAAGAGGCACGUCGUGCUCGGGAUGAAGCACGGCGUGAGCGGCACCGUCGACGCGAUGACGACGAUGAAAUACGGAGACAUGAGGAGAGGGAGGCACGUCGGGCUGAGAGGCGAGCUGCUCGUCAACAACGUGAGGAGGAGGAAAGACGAGUCGAAGAAGAGCGGCGAAUGGAAGAGGAUCGGGAAGCUCGAAGGGCGGAACGUCGACGUCUACGCAAAGAACAAGAAGCUGCAGCUGCAGCCGCUGCUGUGGAGCAGGAAGAAGAAGAGAUGCGACGAGCCGCAAGACGAGAGAGGCGACGUGAGCGCCAAGUUUACGCAUCGGAAGACGACUCUGAACGACGCCGGCGACGAGAAGCUAGAAGAGCGGCUCGUGCUGCUGAGGUAGCCGAGGCAGCCGAGGUAGCUGAGGAAGAAGAAGUAUAUCGUCGAAGAAGCCACAGGCACGCUGAGCAGUCAGCCGAUGAGUAUGGGCAACGGAGAUCUCGACGUCGUGAGGAAAGACGGGGUUCGGCCUGGCCACAUUCAGGAACGUCGUCCUGGGUCAAGGAUCACACAGAUGCGCCUCCUCCACCCGAAACACCUGUUGAAGAGGCGGCACCCGAACUCGAGCCCGAGCCCGAGCCCGAGCCGGUGGACGAUGAACAAGCACGACGCGAAGCGCGCCGAGCCCGUCACCGAGCCAAGUACGGAGACGGGACGCCAGAUGACACAGAUGAUCAACGUCGACGGCGAGCAAGGCGAGAAGAUCGCGAUAGGGGCGGCGACAGAGAUAGAGAUCGCGACAGGGACCGAGACCGGUACCGCGACAGGCGGCUACAGGGCUCAGAAGGGAGCGACGAGCGUCACCACAGCCGACGCAACUCGGGAUUCGUGGAGGCAACACCACGAACACCGUGGUGGAAGAAGAUUGCAGGAUGA
Messenger RNA from Fusarium keratoplasticum, 11877 nucleotides. RefSeq lists its product as uncharacterized. Bases 1 to 11877 code for a protein of 3958 amino acids. Lineage: Eukaryota; Fungi; Ascomycota; Sordariomycetes; Hypocreales; Nectriaceae. The record is from RefSeq and is a predicted model, not a curated record. The transcript has 2 exons.